CCUUUGGGUCGCUCUGGUUGAGCGUUUGUGCCAAACGUGUGGCUUUUAAUUGCUGUUAUUAAAUAAAUCAAUUCUCUUCUUCCUCUGAUUCUUCAGAGGUUUUGACUGGCAUUCGUAAUUGAUACGUUUGGGGUUAAGGCAUUAUGUGUGAACCGUUUCCGAACCCCUAAUGCUGAUUUCAAGCACAUAAUACAUGCACAGAUAACCAUUAGCCCACUCUAACAGUCGGACGUGGUUUAAUAAUGACUGAAAUUCUUAAAGUCUAAAUGUUGUUUUGGCAGGCUAUUGGUUGCGGUUGUCAUGGUGAAGAGAAGAUUGAGUGAUGCUUAUGGGAUGGAGCGCGUACAUUUAAAGGCUGUUUCGAUGGGGACUUUGGAAAUCCGGAGCACAUUCACCACAGUCAUGUCUACGGGUCGCAGUGAGGAUUUUACCAACAAGUCCAGAGAAGUUACAAGCGACGUUUGCAUGAUUUCAUCAGAACUUGUGAAUGGCCGAUUAGAUCCUGCUUCUCCGUCUGCUUUACCCCAAGCAAUGGCUUCUGAUGCUUUUCAAGGCAAAGUAGUUUGCACGGGGUGUAGAGAUGACAUCCUAGACAGGUAUCUACUUAAGGUAAAUGACUUGUGCUGGCAUGUGCGAUGCCUUUCAUGCAGUUUGUGCCAAACCACUCUCAGCGGAAACACAACCUGCUAUGUUAGAGGGCGAGAGGUCUUCUGCAAACUAGAUUACUUCAGGUAUCGGACAUGGUGCUCGUGCUGUGGGGAAACGGUUCAAUCUUCGGACUGGGUACACAGGGCGAAGGGAAACGUUUACCACCUGGCAUGCUUCUCGUGCUUCUCCUGUAAGAGGCAGCUGUCCACAGGCGAGGAGUUUGCUUUGGUCGGGCAAAAAUUGUUUUGUCGAAUCCAUUACGACAGCAUGCAGGACAAACUCAAAGGGGCCUCUGAAAAAGGUUGUGAGAUAAACCAAAAGCCGUCAAAAAGAGCACGUACCAGUUUCACUUCUGACCAGCUACAGGUUAUGCAGGCUCAGUUUGCUCAGGACAAUAACCCAGACGCACAGACACUUCAGAGGCUUGCUGAACAGACUGGGCUUAGUCGACGCGUCAUUCAGGUUUGGUUUCAAAACUGUCGUGCCCGUCAGAAGAAGAACAUCUCUCCCCCUCAUUCAGGAAUAUCGGCAGGAGGUCUGUCGUCACUCCGGGUGGUUCCCAACCUAAAUGAACUGCAUUAUACAGACACAUCCAUGCUUACAGCCUUACACAGCAUCUGCAUCGAUGGUGAGAUUUGAGGGAAUUGUAGUACAAUUAGCCAAGUACUAUUUAAAGAGUACUUUAUCAGUUUUUAGUGUGGAAAACUGUUCUGAUAUAGCAGAAAUACUGGAAGAAUUUGCUGAUUUGAUGAAAACUGCAAAUGGAAAGGCAAAAACAUAUCUUUCCUCCUUAUUUCAAACUGAGGAAAUCACCACCCAAUACCAAUCCAAGACACAAUAGCGAUGUUCAAUUCACGAAGGAGCAGAUUUCCAAUGAACCUGCCAAAUUGGUUCUUAAAGCGCAUUGAAAGAUUCAUUUGAGAAUCAGACUGAUCCGAUUGCAGCUGUUCUUGAGUCAACAACUAACUGAUUUAAUGAUUGGGUAAAAAACUUGACACUUGACUUGGACCUCAAAGACUUG
Molecule: messenger RNA, 1669 nt
Organism: Rhinichthys klamathensis goyatoka
Lineage: Eukaryota; Metazoa; Chordata; Actinopteri; Cypriniformes; Leuciscidae
Product: LIM/homeobox protein Lhx8
Exons: 7
Coding region: 301-1287 (328 amino acids)
Biological process (GO): regulation of transcription by RNA polymerase II; neuron differentiation; forebrain neuron development
Cellular component (GO): nucleus
Molecular function (GO): DNA-binding transcription factor activity, RNA polymerase II-specific; RNA polymerase II transcription regulatory region sequence-specific DNA binding
Source: RefSeq, a predicted model, not a curated record